AUGCUUCGCACGUCCUAUCUUCUCCGACCAACCGGGCAUGAUGGCGCUGCCGCAGCCGCUCCCACGGAGCAGUUGAGCGACGUCUACUUGUGCGCGUCUUCACCCCCGGUGAUCGAGGAAUGGGUGGGAUGGCCUGACGCGCCAUGCGUGAUGGCUGGCAGCAUACGGUACUUCAUCGACCCUCGCGGCGCGCUGUCACCGUGCGCGCCUGCGGAGUCAUCGACGCCGCGCGCCGGUGGCACGAAGGUGCCGCGCACUGCUGAGGCGAAGUCAUCACCGAACUCACCACCGGAGCUGUCCAGCGCCGUCCCCCUCGACGGGCUUUGCCGCGCGUACGAGGCAGCAGACGGGCGCAGUGGGAGCGCCUUCCUGCAGGUGUACUCUGUUGGAGCUCACGGUUUACUUUCUCCAGAGGCCAAGGCCGUGAUAACUGGGUGCACCAUGGCGGCGCUGCGGUCGCGACUGUCGCACCUGCUGGGCCUCCUGCCGCACGAGCGAUUGAACGGGGCCGAUUCCGCCUUGGGCAUGAGCGCUGUGGCAGUACUGAAUCGGUACUGUCGCGCGACUGCUGCCCUGCCACCGCCGUCGCCGAGUGCAAUGCAGCCUCGAUGCGGCACCGACACAGAUGGCGGUGGCAUGCGCGGUCGAGGCUGGGUGGUCACAUGGGCAUUGGAGCUUGUUCUCUGUGUGGCUGCUUCGCGCAUCGUCGCUGGGCCACCGCUGGCCACCGCGUGCCCGCCACUGUGCGUGAGCGACUGCGGGGACGUCAUAAUGGCCUCGUUGCACUUUGGCCUCGGUGUACGGCUGCAGCGCGACGCUGUUGCCCACCACGACGAGAGAACGAUCGCAUCUUCCACACCACUCACAUCAGCUGCCGAGAGGUGCCCGCGCUACGCUGCCCUGUCUGUACAGCUCACCGAGUGCACACCGGCAUCCUCGCACCCGCUGGAUGUCCGCUGCGCUGUCGAUGUCACGAGGGUGAUCUACGUGAACCAUAUUCGCUCUGCGCAAGCGCACGCUGAGGACGGCACGGACGCAUUCCAGCGACUCGCGCGGUGUGAAGGUGGAGUCAGCGAUCCGCUGUCAGUGGCAACGGCACGAGAUGCCUGGGCAGAGGCGCUGCAGUCUUAUCAAGCCAGCGCCAUCGCUUCGCAGGGGGGCGUGCUGUUUGUGCUGACGCACGACCUGUCAGUGCAGUCUGGGCCGGCCGCCCUUCUCCCCUUGACAGUGCGCGAGGAGCGAAGUCGCUCUCACGCCGCCGAGAUGUCGCACGACGUGGCCUUUCCGCCGGCUCUGCGCGACCACGUCCUCGCCUCCGUCCGUGUGCGGAGCGCGCCAGUGUACUUCAACCACAUUCUUCUGUGCCAAGCGUGGUCUUCGGAUGACGUGGUAGCUGAGGCCCACGCACGCCACUGGGCAGAGAAGCUUGCGAACGAUGGCGCUCUGGCGCCUGCUCGCGUUGCCGUGGAGUGGAGGGCGUCUCUGCUCGUUUCAAGGGCAAAGGGAGGUGCGGCCGUUACCUCGGAUGCCGGUGGGAGCCAGACGCUGGCGCCUACCCCGCUGCAGUGGGUUCUGUACACUGCGCGCCGUCAGCUCGUCGUUGCCGUUGCUAAUCGGUCGCAAGUCGUGCUAACAGGCCGGCGACGGGGGCUCGACCGUACGGCUGCAGAGGCGACUACCAAGGCUGCUCAGUUUUCGCCGUCUGCGCUCCGGGCAUUGGCGGAGCAGUGCGUCAAGGCGCUGCCCGUCGCACGUGGACUGCUGGGCUGGCACUGUCCGUGGCCUGUGCCAUCGUGCCUGCAGAACACUGACACCUGCACCGCAAUUCCGUCCGCCGCUGCAGUUGAAGAGGUGCUGUGGACGCUGCGCAUGUUGGGCAAACUGCGAUGGAGGGCGGCACAGCUGUACGAGGCGGCUGGCGACUCGGCCGAGCAGCACCGGCAGCUGCGCGCACUGCGAGCCGAUGUGCAGCGCUGGUCAUCGCGUCGCCGUGCGCGAACGUUGGCGGCUGAUGGCACUACCCUAGCAUGUGAAGCGACUGCGUGGACGCCGACCGUGGAAGAUGUUGUGUGCCACGUAGAUGACGGCGACUGGGGCGCGCUGACCAAGGAGCUAUCGAGCAUGUUGCCACCCGCGUAA
Messenger RNA from Leishmania major strain Friedlin, 2139 nucleotides. RefSeq lists its product as hypothetical. NCBI's taxonomy places the organism in Eukaryota, Euglenozoa, Kinetoplastea, Trypanosomatida, Trypanosomatidae. Bases 1 to 2139 code for a protein of 712 amino acids. The transcript has a single exon. The record is from RefSeq and is a predicted model, not a curated record.